Molecule: messenger RNA, 1318 nt
Organism: Mytilus californianus (California mussel)
Lineage: Eukaryota; Metazoa; Mollusca; Bivalvia; Mytilida; Mytilidae
Exons: 2
Coding region: 5-1120 (371 amino acids)
Source: RefSeq, a predicted model, not a curated record
AUCAAUGACCACAGCAAGGAAGGGCCCAGUUCCGGAAUACCAAUGGCCACUCGGAAACAAAUCUUUGCUAACAGAAACUAUGAGUAGAGUUGAUUUUGUACGAGAACCAGUCGGAGACUGUUACAAGUUUGAAAAGAAACCGGAACCGCUACCAUUUGAUGCAAUGUCUUUUGGUCAAACAUCAGACGAUUUGAAAUAUUUGAAAACAAACCUUCGAGAUGACUCGGAAUUUAAGAACCUUUCUAUCUCCAUGUUUGUUUAUUCUAUUGGAACACCAAAAGGGACACUAUUACAUUAUGUAUUGGGACAAGAGGAAAAAAUAAGAAUAAACUUUAUUAUGACACACACCGUAGUUUCAUUCCGUGAUGAAUAUGCAAAUCCCACUGGAUUGGUUGCCGAGGAAGAUCUACUUAAAGAAAAUGAAUGGAACCAUUUGUACAUAGAGCGUCAGUUUGAAUCAGGACGAAUAAAGAUUUACGUAAAUGGUGAAGAAAAGGUAAAUGCAAAUGAUGACUUUCAGAAAAACAUUCCCAUGCCAACAGGAGGAACAGUAUACCUAGGGAAUGCUGUUGCUAAGGGGGCUUCAGAAGACGACCAGCAAUUUACCGGGUACAUAACGUGCUUUCAAAUAUACACUAGGCUAGUUCCGAAAGAUAAAAUAAACGAAAUGUGGAAAAACUGCCUACAGAAGAAUUGGAAAUAUCAACCACCAGAGUUUUAUCUUAUUCCAAACGAGAAUUUGAAAUGUGUGAGUAGCACACCACCUUCAACUCUCGCCCCUCCUCCUAUUACAAAUCUUGUUACAAGGAAUAUCUUGGCCAUAGAAAAGGAAUGGAACGAAUUUCGACAUCAAUUCAAUUGGAAAACUAGCCUCAGAACAUCUGGUUAUUUCAUGGUGAAAGCACAUGACAUGAAACCUUCACCAUUCUCUUUUGGAAUUGUCAACGCAACAGACACCAGCGUGUGCUCGCGACUGUGCAUGCGCAUAGAAGGUUGCCAGUCGUUUUCAAUGGACGAACGAACCGUGGAUUACGUUACAUGCCAUAUGUACAAUUCUGUCUAUGGUGAUUUGGUAGCUGACCCUGGUUCGAAGUAUUAUACUAUUGUAAAUGUCGACUAACACUCAUGUUUACACAUGUAUUUGUUGAUAAAGGAAAACAAAUGAAAACAUAUGUAUUCCAUGAAAGUUACAUAAAACAUAGUUUACAAGUAACCACUCAGUGAAAUAAACAAGGAAAUCUAGAUAGUUACAACUAUAUAGUUUAUUUAAUACCAUAAAUAACGUGUUUUCUCAAGUGACCUGGAAUACAAUUCUUGU